UUUCUUUUGUUUCUCUACAACUAUUGCUCAUCAUUGUUCUCUGGUUCUCUACAAUAGUACAAUUCAUGCUUAUCAUUUGUGGCCGAGCCGCAUGGCAAAUAGGCGGGAGAUAUUUGACAAAAUUCAAUUUCUUUGUAAAUUGAAAAACUUGGAGAGUCGGCGUGGAUGUUUCGGGGUUUAACAAAUCCUAUGUUCAAACUUGAAAACCAGACCUUCCUGCUCACAAACAAUGGAAGGCUACGCUUCAUGUCAGCUUCUACUGCGGUUGCUGUGGCAGAUGCAACUAUAAGCCCUUAUUUUCAUCAACAAAUUCCCACAAAUCCAUAUGCCCAGAUACAACCGCCACCAGAAUCUCAUUUUUCUCAAAAGUUGGAGCCCAAAGGUUGGAUCUCUUGGCUGCUUAAGUGUAGAAACAUACUUCAGAUUAGACAAGUUCAUGCCCAAGUGGCUGUGAAUGGGAUGCUCCAGAACCUCAUUGUUGCUAACAAGCUCCUUUACAUAUAUGCCCAGCAUAAGGCUCUGGGUGAUGCUUACGCCUUAUUUGGUGGGAUGAGAAAGAGAGACCCAGUUAGUAAUAGUAUAAUGGUUGGAGGUUUUGCUAAAGUUGGUGAUUAUAUGAACUGUUUUGGGACAUUUAGGGAGAUUAUUCGUUGUGGGGUGUGGCCGGAUAUUUAUACAAUGGCUUUCGUGAUAAGGGCUUGUAGGGAUAUAACGGACAUCCAAAUGGGUAGACUGGUUCAUGUACUUGCGUUGAAAUAUAAUUUGGAGUUGGAUCAUUUUGUUUGUGCUGCGCUUGUGAACUUGUACGCAGAAUGUAGGGCAAUUCUGGAUGCUCAACAAUUGUUUGUUAGAAUGCAAAAGAGGGAUCUUGGCACGUGGACGGUGAUGAUUGGCGCGUAUGCUGCCUGUGGGAAUGCUAAUGAGUCGCUGGUUUUGUUUGAUCAGAUGAGAGAGGAAGGCGUUGUCCUAGAUAAUGUUGCCGUGGUGACCGUUGUUUAUGCUUGUGCAAAAUUGGGUGCCAUGCAUAAGGCUAUACUUAUUCAUGAUUAUAUAAAUAGGAAUAAGUUUUCCUUGGAUGUCAUCUUGGGCACUGCAAUGAUUGAUAUGUAUGCUAAGUGUGGGAAUGUUGAUUCUGCGAGGGAUAUCUUUGAUAGAAUGCAAGAAAAGAAUGCUAUCUCAUGGAGUGCCAUGAUUUCAGCUUACGGAUAUCAUGGGCAAGGCAGGAAGGCUCUUGCUUUACUCCCUAUGAUGUUGAGCAGUGGGAUAUUACCGAAUAGGAUCACUUUUGUUUCACUAUUAUAUGCUUGUAGUCAUGCCGGUUUGAUUCAAGAGGGUCUUCAAUUGUUCUCCUUGAUGUGGGAUGCUUAUGCUGUGAGACCGGAUGUGAAGCACUAUACUUGUGUAAUUGAUCUCUUAGGGCGUGCAGGGAGACUUGAUGAGGCCCUGAAACUGAUUGAGAAUAUGACAGUUGAGAAAGAUGAGAAGCUCUGGAGUGCUUUGCUUGGGGCAUGUAGAAUCCAUGGCCAUCUAGACCUCGCUGAAAAGGCUGCAAAAUCCCUUCUUGAGCUCCAGCCCCAAAACCCAGGGCACUAUGUGUUGCUUUCAAAUAUUUAUGCAAAAGCAGGAAGGUGGAAAGAUGUGGCAACGAUCCGGGAUCUGAUGAUGCAAAGGAGAUUAAAAAAGGUUCCUGGUUGGACUUGGGUGGAGGUAGAUAAAAAAAUUCACAAAUUUAGUGUUGGCUGUAGGAAGCAUCCCCAGUCAGAAGAGAUCUAUGGCAUGCUGGAAAGUUUGUGUAAGAGGUUGGAGUUGGCUGGUUAUGUCCCAGAUACAAAUUUUGUGUUGCAUGAUGUUGAGGAGGAAGUAAAGCGUGGAAUUUUGUACACCCAUAGUGAGAAGUUAGCAAUUGCAUUCUGCCUUAUGGCAACACCUGAGGGAAUUCCUAUCAGGAUUACAAAAAAUCUCAGGGUUUGUGGUGACUGCCACACAUUCAGUAAGUUGGUGUCAGCUAUUACACACAGGGAGAUCAUUGUUCGAGAUGGCAAUCGAUUUCACCACUUCAAGGAGGGGGUUUGCUCAUGCGGAGAUUAUUGGUAACUGGCCUCAAUCAAUUCAAUCAAUCUUCCUAACAUCCUUCCAUGCACAGAAGGGGUGCUAUUUUUGAUUGCCAGCAGCCUUCAAGUGAUUUUGUGGACUCAAAGAAGAAGAUAAUUAGUAACUAAACCAAGGAUGGAGACUCGUUGAUAUUCCCAAGGAAAUCUUGGUUCAUAGUGGCAAGCAAGGGAAAAAUAUAUGGAUUUAACUUUGUAAUCAUUCAAAUUUACUGAUUUGAGAUUAAUGAUUUCUUCUGCAAAGUUGUUCCAAGUUAAUUAACAGAUACAUUUAUAUAUUAUGUAUUGAUUCCAGAUGAUAAAUUAAAAAAGAUGCAUACGGUGAAUGUAAGGUGGGCUUAGAUUACCCAUUUAUUCC
Messenger RNA from Corylus avellana, 2466 nucleotides. Its product is annotated as putative pentatricopeptide repeat-containing protein At3g49142. The record is from RefSeq and is a predicted model, not a curated record. Gene Ontology annotation, biological process: RNA modification. Gene Ontology annotation, molecular function: protein binding; RNA binding; zinc ion binding. Lineage: Eukaryota; Viridiplantae; Streptophyta; Magnoliopsida; Fagales; Betulaceae.